Monomorium pharaonis (pharaoh ant) is the source of this 930-nucleotide messenger RNA. RefSeq names its product coiled-coil domain-containing protein 58 (gene Ccdc58). The coding region runs from base 270 to 761 and encodes 163 amino acids. The transcript is spliced from 2 exons. Lineage: Eukaryota; Metazoa; Arthropoda; Insecta; Hymenoptera; Formicidae. The record is from RefSeq and is a predicted model, not a curated record. Gene Ontology annotation, cellular component: mitochondrion; mitochondrial intermembrane space.
CUAGUAUAAACAUAUAUGGGUAUGUUUUUGUAUACAUUUAUAUGUUUUUAUACGAAAAAUUUUUUAUCAAGAAUAUUUUGAAUGUUCCAAGUUCCAAAUAUUCAGGCGUAUUCGGCAAUGGCGUAAAACAACCUGAAAAUAAAAAUCAACAAAAUCUAAAAUAAAGAAUACUAUUAGUAUAUGUAUUAUUAUAUUAUAUUAAUUAAUUAGAAUUUUUUUUUUAAGAAAUAAUUGAUAAGUUUUCUCCAUCCCUUCCAUUUUAACUUGCAAUGACUCGUUCGAACUGUUCAUGUGCAAUCUGCGCGACUUUCCAACCUAAAAAAAUGGCAGCCACGAGCGUGGAGUGUAACGAUUUUUUAGAAUUUCAGGAUGCAUUAAAAAAGAUGCGACAGAUAGAUGAUAAAAUAAUUUACAUGCUGAACACUACAAUUCCUACCGAAUCUUUUAAAGCCCAAGUGGAUCCUACCUCACAGUGUAAAGACUUGUAUCAGCAAAUAGAAUCCGAGCAUAAGCAAAGGACACAAGCAAUCGUAAGAUGUGUGGACAUCACUAAGGAUAAGGUGAUGCGACUGAAAGAUUUACGAGAGAAGGAUGGUGUUGGAGAUCCGACAUUAAUAAAAAAAUUGAGAAAUGAACAGACCAAACUUAGACUGCUACAGUCCGAGCUCAAUAUAGAGGAAGUUGUAAAAAAACGUACAACACAAGUUUAUUACGAAAGAUGCCGUGGAUUCUAUAAACCACUGCAUAUAGAUAACGCAUAAAACUUCCAAAUAUGAAAAUGUAUUGGUAUAUGGUCAUUUAAAUUCUAUUCUUGAAUUGUUACUCUAGAGCUAUACAUAGUAAUUUUGUAAACGGCAAUAAACUGUUUCUUAAAUUACUAUUAUUUUGUAACAGCGAUAUAUAAUAUAAAUCAAUUCUUUUACAAACCAA